AUGAAUAACGAUACGGAUUUUCAUGUCACAAACCAAGGUGAUUCUAAUAUGAGGUGGGGAAGGGAAUUACGUACUAGAUAUAGAAGAAAUUAUAGAACAAUGGAUAGGAUAAGUAAGCAGCAUCCUACCAGAGCUUGUCGUCUACGUUUAUCCACGAGGACAAUAGAUUAUUUUGAUGAUAUUGAUGAUAUAGAUAUCCCAUAUAACGAUGAUGAUGAAGAAGAUGUCGAUGAAGAUGAAACAAUAUUUUCACCUGUUAAAUCUAAAAGAAAAUACAGUACUGAUAGAAGAAUUAAUAAGGCAUCUCUGCCAUCGAGAACAUUAGCUCAAAAUAAUUUUACCGAGAACAACACUGCGAACGAAACAAAUGAAAAAAGUACUGAAAAUGGUAUCAAAACCGAAUAUGAUAAUGACCAAGAUGUUGAAGGCGAAGGAGAAGCUGAAGGUGAAGGUGAAGGUACUCAAACUGUUUUAAGAGGUUAUCCUCCAAUGUAUCGUGGGCAGGAGAAUGCGGUUGAAAAUGGAAGUAGCAAUGAUGAUGCAACAAGAGAUGAAGAAGUUCAGCAGACUGAAGAAAAUGAUACUAAACCAAUUGUUGAUAAUAGUGAAGAUUUAUACACUGCAAUUAAACGAAAAAGGCGACAAAGAAUCCCUUAUUCACCAUCUGCUGAUAUGACUGUAAAAUCCAGACUGAGGGAAAGGAGGAAUAGAGUUACCGUUAAUGCAGAUUCUUCGGAAUCGGAGGAAAGUCAGGCUUCAAGCGUUCAUCCUGUUCAGCGACGUCGUAGAUCUUUACGAAGAGAUGAUUCAAGCGAUGAAUCUUCAAGAAGGCGACCCAUGGCAGAUAAAGGAAAAGUUUAUCACCUUAGGCAAAAUAAACCCGCCGUGGAACGUUUUCAAGUCGCGAAUAAUAAUAGGCCCACGAGGCGAUCCUCUAGACUAGUCUUAUGUUCGGUACCUAGUCGUUAUCAAAGAAAAAAUGAAGAUUCCUCAUCAAGCGACGAAGAAAGGUUUCAAAGGAAAAAAGCUAAAAGUUUGGCCAAAGCCAGAAGUCGUUGUAUGCCAUUAAAUUACAAACCUUCGGAUUCAAAUCAGUUACAAAAAACUCCCGUUCAUUCUGCAAAAACUCCAGCAACUUCUGCUGGACCAAAAGGACCGGCCGAUGUUGAUCCAAUGGCUAUAGAUACAAGUAUUAGAUUUGAUAAAGUUGGAGGAUUAGAGAGUCAUUUGAAAUGCCUUAAGGAAAUGGUUGUUUUCCCAUUAAUGUACAGGGAAAUUUUUGACAAAUUUAAAAUUCAGCCUCCCAAAGGAGUUUUAUUUCAUGGCCCUCCAGGUACUGGUAAAACACUCAUAGCAAGAGCAUUGGCCAAUGAGUGCUCUCAAGGAGAUCGUAAAGUUUCAUUUUUUAUGCGAAAAGGAGCCGAUUGUUUAAGCAAAUGGGUUGGGGAGUCAGAGCGACAGUUAAGGCUGUUGUUUGAACAGGCUUUUCAAAUGAGACCAUCGAUAAUUUUUUUCGAUGAAAUUGACGGAUUAGCACCAGUAAGAUCUUCAAAACAAGAUCAAAUUCAUGCCAGCAUUGUAUCCACCCUACUAGCAUUUUUAGACGGUUUGGAUGAUCGCGGGGAAAUAAUCGUUAUAGGAGCUACUAACAGAAUAGACGCCAUAGAUCCCGCAUUGAGACGACCUGGGAGAUUCGACAGGGAAUUAUACUUUCCAUUACCAGGGAAAAAGGAACGAGAGGAAAUUUUAACGAUACACACAAAACCCUGGGAUUCACCUCCGUCUCAACAAUUGAUGGCGCAUUUAGCUGAAAAAUCCGUCGGAUAUUGUGGAUCCGAUUUAAGAUUGCUCUGCUCCGAAGCGGUAGUUCAAGCCCUCCGUCGUCGGUAUCCUCAAAUUUACAAAAGCUCUCAAAAACUCCUUUUACAAGCCGAUGCAGUCAACGUCGAGGAAGAAGAUUUUAAAAUAGCUCAAAGUAGAAUAAUACCUGCCAGCUCUCGCGUGAAUCCCAGCCCACGGUCUCGUCUAUCAGAUAUCGUCGCUCCUCUUUUGGAGGCUCAAUUAGAUACAUCAAUUUCGGUUAUAAAAAAUAUAUUUCCACAUUCAUUACCUGUUUCUAAAACUGAAUUGUGUAAAAAACCGAUUUAUAGACCACAUUACGUAGUCUGCGGCUCCGAUGAAAAUUUCGGACAAACAAGUCACAUAGCUCCUGCUCUGUUAGAUUUUAUGGAACAUAUUCCAAUGCACACGAUAAGUUUAUCAACCAUUUUCGAACUGAGUAAUAGAAAUCCAGAGGAAGCUAUCAUACAGAUAAUACGAGAAGCCACGAGAAAUCCUCCCUCCGUAAUUUAUUUGCCAUGCAUCGACAAAUGGUGGGACCAUUUAUCAUUCACUGCCCAUGAAAUACUAUUAGAUAAAAUUCAAUCCAUUCCCAUAACUUCUCCUGUACUAUUGUUAGGAACUAGUCAUUCAAGUUAUUCCGAUUUAAAUAGUGAGAUAAAAAGUAUUUUUAAGUAUGAUUCGAUGGACAUGAGAAAACCAAACAGAGACGAAAGAGAAAAAUUUUUUAAACCCUUAUUUAUGGAACAUUGUUUGAAAAUCCCGGAUCCUCCCGAACCGAAAGAAGAAGACUGGGAAGAACUUCCGAUAGCUCCUCCUCCUCCGCCGCCCCCUCCGAGUUCGUUAGAAAUGGAAGAAUUACAUAAUCAAGAAGAGCACAAACUUCGGGAGCUUAGAAUAUUUUUAAGGGAUAUUUGUUCGAAAUUGGCGAGGAAUCGUCAAUUUUUUAUGUUCACGAAACCCGUCGACGUUAAAGAAGUUCCCGAUUAUUUGAACAUAAUUAAAAAACCAAUGGAUUUGGAAACCAUGAUGACGAAUAUCGAUCUUCACCGAUACAAUUCCGCUCAAGAAUUUUUAUUCGACGUUGAUCUUAUCGUGAGAAACGCUUUGGAAUAUAAUCCAGAAAGAGAUUCGGAAGAUAAAUUAAUAAGGCACCGAGCAUGUUCUCUACGUGACACGGCUUACACUCUGAUCAAAGCGGAAAUGGAUACGGAUUUCGAAGAAGAAUGUAGAAAAAUAUCGAAGAAAAGACGUGAGAAAAAAGAAGAAGAGGAAAGGUUGAAAUUGGAAGAGAAAAAUAAUUCUGAAAAUGAGACGGAAAAUAAUAAUACGGUUAAUAGUAGUCAUCCGUUGGAACCAUUUUUAACGACUUGCAAUUCGAAAGGAUCUAUCAAUUCGGAAAACAAUGGAGGAAAGAAAAAGGAAAAUGGAAAAGUGAAAUCCGAUCCACCUUUGAGCACGUAUUUAAAUUCGUCGGAAAGAAUAAAAAGGAGGAAAAAAAUGGAUUGGGCGAGAGGAUUGUUAAGGAAAAAGAUAAAGAAAAAUGCCAACUCUUCUAAAAAUUCAAACGAAGGAGGAAAUGGAGGAAAUGGAGGAGGAGGAGGGGGAAAAGGAGGAGAUGGAGAAGAAAAAGAAAUUAAAAGCGAAUUAAAUUCAUCAUUUAGCAAUUGCGAAUCUUCUUGUCACGUGAUCGAUGGAUCAUUUCAAGAUUCGGAUAAAACAUUAGAACAAGGAACGAGCGUCAAAAUGAACAAUUCAACAAAUUUUAACGAAAAUAAUAAAAGGCCGAGAUCGAUUUCGAAUUCUUCGUCUAAUCAAAAUGGUAAAUCUCCGUCUAGUUCACCGGAAAAAAAUUUCGUCGAUGCUCCCGCGAUGAAUUCGUGUAAAAAACGGAAAACCGGUAGGAAAAAAUUAGAUCUGGACUCGGAAAAGGAUUCGAACGACGAAAUAAAAAUAAACGUGAAUGAAUUAGAAAAUUUAUGGAAGGAAUUGACGGAAAGAACGGAAAAUUGUUCACUAGAAAGUUUACUCGAUUGCCACUCGAUGCUUUUUAGAAUAAUAUUUAAAUAUCAAAACGUUUGGGAUCGAAGCGAACUUAUCGAGGAAUUAACAACCGAAUUUAUAAAAUUAGAAAAACUUUGUUUAAUAAAUAAAAAGACUGAUGAUGAUGUUAGCCGUAUGGAAUCGAUGUCGUGGGAAAAAAUAGAAAACGAUGAGAAAAACGAGAAUUCAACGAAGAUGGCGACGACGACGACGACGACGACGACGACGAAUGGAAAAAAAGAAGGAGAAGAAGAAGAAUUAAAAUCGGGAACGGAAACGGAAGCGGAGUAA
Molecule: messenger RNA, 4173 nt
Organism: Pediculus humanus corporis (human body louse)
Lineage: Eukaryota; Metazoa; Arthropoda; Insecta; Psocodea; Pediculidae
Exons: 20
Coding region: 1-4173 (1390 amino acids)
Biological process (GO): positive regulation of transcription by RNA polymerase II
Cellular component (GO): nucleus
Molecular function (GO): ATP binding; chromatin binding; ATP hydrolysis activity
Source: RefSeq, a predicted model, not a curated record